Micromonas pusilla CCMP1545 is the source of this 1072-nucleotide messenger RNA. RefSeq lists its product as uncharacterized. The coding region runs from base 30 to 968 and encodes 312 amino acids. The record is from RefSeq and is a predicted model, not a curated record. Lineage: Eukaryota; Viridiplantae; Chlorophyta; Mamiellophyceae; Mamiellales; Mamiellaceae. The transcript has a single exon.
CGCGCCGCGCACGCCGCAUCGACCCCGCCAUGCUCGCCACGACCGCGACCGCCGCGCUCGCGCCGAAAUUCGGCGCGCCGACGAAGAUCGCCUCCGCGCGGUCCACGUUCGCGUCCGGCGCGAAGCCCGUCGCGGCGCUUCGGGUGACGUCUGCCGGGGCCUCCGCGCGCCUCUCGCGCAAAGAUCGCGCCGCGCGUCUCGUCGUCAGCGCGAACCUGUUCAACCGCCUCGGCCGCGUCAUCGGCUCGUACGCCAACUCGCUCGUCUCCGCGGCGGAGGACCCGGAGAAGAUCUUGGAUCAGACCGUCAUCGAGAUGCAGGAGGACCUCGUGAAGAUGCGCCAGGCGUCCGCGCAGGUGAUCGCGUCGCAGAAGCAGCUCGAGAACAAGUACAAGCAAGCGCAGGCGACCGCGGACGACUGGUACCGCCGCGCCGAGCUCGCGAUGAGCAAGGGCGACGAGGAGCUCGCGCGCGAGGCGCUGUCGAGGAAGAAGUCGUACCAAGAGAACGCGGACUCGAUGAAGGCGAACCUCGCGGAGCAGGAGAAGGCUGUCGAGAAGCUCAUCUCGAACACGCGAUUCUUAGAGAGCAAGAUGGCGGAGGCCAAGAGCAAGAAGGACACGCUCAAGGCGCGCGCGGCGAGCGCGAAGACGAACAAGGCGGUGCAGGACCUCGUCUCGGGCGUGAGCACGUCUUCCGCGCUGAGCGCGUUCGAGAAGAUGGAGGAGAAGGUGAUGGGGAUGGAGGCGGAGGCGGAGGCGGUCGGGAUGCUCACGGCGUCCAACGACCUCGAGGACAAGUUCAAAGCCUUGGAGGGCGGCGGCGUGGACGACGAUCUCGCGGCGCUCAAAUCGAAGAUGCUCGGCGACGGCGAGAAGAAAGGGGGGGCGCUGCCGGAGGGGAGGCCCGUCUCGGACGCGAUCGAGUCCGAGCUCGAGGCGCUCCGGAAGAAGGCCAACGACAUGUGACGCGAGCCGCCCGCGGGUGAAGAGAAAGGAAGAGAGGAGGAAGAUUAAAGAUCGACGAGAGGCUGGCUCGUUUCGGUGUGAUGCUCGCAUUCAAACCCUUCUUC